This is a messenger RNA of Neogale vison (American mink), 2281 nucleotides long. It is a transcript of the gene PPM1A, whose product is annotated as protein phosphatase, Mg2+/Mn2+ dependent 1A. Bases 278 to 1426 code for a protein of 382 amino acids. NCBI's taxonomy places the organism in Eukaryota, Metazoa, Chordata, Mammalia, Carnivora, Mustelidae. Gene Ontology annotation, biological process: negative regulation of canonical NF-kappaB signal transduction; positive regulation of canonical NF-kappaB signal transduction; protein dephosphorylation. Gene Ontology annotation, molecular function: manganese ion binding; magnesium ion binding; protein serine/threonine phosphatase activity. The transcript has 6 exons. The record is from RefSeq and is a predicted model, not a curated record. Gene Ontology annotation, cellular component: cytosol; nucleus.
AUGAGUCUUCGGCUCUUCCUCCUCCUCCUCCGGGACCCGCUCUCCGCCUCCCGCUCCAACGCCCGGAUGAUCUGAGCCGCGAGGGCGCCGAGAGCCGGGGGCCCGGACGCAGCCCGGCUCCUCCCCUCCUCCGCCCCCUCCCCCGGCCUGACCUGGCCGGCAGCCGCCGCGGUGACCCCCUUCCAGCCCCCUCCCCGGGCGCCGUCGCCGCCGCUGCCUUGGCCGACCAGGGACCUGCCCGCCCGCGGCUGCUCCGGACCUAGAAUAUCAAGACAUAAUGGGAGCAUUUUUAGACAAGCCAAAGAUGGAAAAACAUAACGCCCAGGGGCAGGGUAAUGGGUUGCGGUAUGGGCUAAGCAGCAUGCAAGGUUGGCGAGUUGAAAUGGAGGAUGCACAUACGGCUGUGAUCGGUUUGCCAAGUGGACUUGAAACAUGGUCGUUCUUUGCUGUGUAUGAUGGGCAUGCUGGUUCUCAGGUUGCCAAAUACUGCUGUGAGCAUUUGUUAGAUCACAUCACCAAUAACCAGGAUUUUAAAGGGUCUGCAGGAGCACCUUCUGUGGAAAAUGUAAAGAAUGGAAUCAGAACAGGUUUUCUGGAGAUUGAUGAACACAUGAGAGUUAUGUCAGAGAAGAAACAUGGUGCAGAUAGAAGUGGGUCAACAGCUGUGGGUGUCUUAAUUUCUCCUCAACAUACUUAUUUCAUUAACUGUGGAGACUCGAGAGGUUUACUUUGUAGAAACAGGAAAGUUCACUUCUUCACACAAGAUCACAAACCAAGUAAUCCACUGGAAAAAGAACGAAUUCAGAAUGCAGGUGGUUCUGUCAUGAUUCAGCGUGUGAAUGGCUCUCUGGCUGUAUCGAGGGCUCUCGGGGACUUUGAUUACAAAUGUGUCCACGGAAAAGGUCCUACAGAGCAGCUUGUCUCACCAGAGCCUGAAGUCCAUGAUAUUGAAAGAUCUGAAGAAGAUGAUCAGUUCAUUAUCCUUGCAUGUGAUGGUAUUUGGGAUGUUAUGGGAAAUGAAGAGCUCUGUGAUUUUGUAAGAUCCAGACUUGAAGUCACUGAUGACCUUGAGAAAGUUUGCAAUGAAGUAGUCGACACCUGUUUGUAUAAGGGAAGUCGAGACAACAUGAGUGUGAUAUUGAUCUGUUUUCCAAAUGCACCCAAAGUAUCACCAGAAGCAGUGAAGAAGGAGGCAGAAUUGGACAAGUACCUGGAAAGCAGAGUAGAAGAAAUCAUAAAGAAGCAGGGGGAAGGCGUCCCUGACUUAGUCCAUGUGAUGCGCACAUUAGCAAGUGAGAACAUCCCCAGCCUCCCACCAGGGGGUGAAUUGGCAAGCAAGCGGAAUGUAAUUGAAGCCGUUUACAAUAGACUGAAUCCUUACAAAAAUGAUGACACUGACUCUACAUCAACUGAUGACAUGUGGUAAAACUGCUCAUUUAGCCAUGGAGUUUACCUUCACCUCCAAAGGAGAAUACAGCUCAUCUUCCUUGAACCUUUUAAGCAUCCAUCCUCAACUUUAAAGAAGGACGUAUGACGUGGGUGAGAAUGGAUCACACCAGAGAACUCAGCAGUACAACAGCUAGCCCAGGACUGAUUUUUUUUUUUUUUUUUGUAAAUUUGAGACUUAUGUAAACGUGAUUUCAAACCAUAAUUCAUGUUGUAAAUCAGACUCCAGCAAUUUUUGUUGUAUGAUUUUGUUUUUUGUAAAGUAUAAUUGUCCUUGUACAAAAUGCUCAUAUUUAAUUAUGAACUGCUUUAAAUCACUAUCAAAGUUGCAAAAAAUGUUUGGCUUGUUGUGUGCUGCAACAGAUAUAUAGUUCUUUCGAGUCAUGUUGUGUUUGGACUUGGGGUCGGGACAGGGAGAGCAGCAGCCAUGUCAGCUAGAUGCUCAAAUGUGCACCCGAUUAUGGAGAAGAAUUCCAAAAUCCUACAAAGCCGAACAUCCAGGGAGUUAACCGAAAACUGUCUUGGCAGUGGGGUUGGCACUGUUGAUAAGCUGGUCCCUUCAUUUAACUGUUUUUUAGGUUCUCACCUUGUUGCCAGGAGUAUUGCAGGUAAUACAGUAUAUUCAUAAGAAUAUCAAUCUUGGGGCUAAAAUGCCUUGAUUCUUUGCACCUCUUUUAAAAGUCCUUACGUUGAAUUACUAAUUGAUAAGCAGCAGCUUCCUACACCUAACCGGAGACUGCCACGUUUUUGCUCUCAUGAUUGGCUGGGCCUGCUGCUGUUCCUGGUAAGGUAUUCUGAAUUCCAUUUUAUCAAUAAAGCUUGAUUUAACAAACAA